Corylus avellana is the source of this 2163-nucleotide messenger RNA. Its product is annotated as protein phosphatase 1 regulatory inhibitor subunit PPP1R8 homolog. Lineage: Eukaryota; Viridiplantae; Streptophyta; Magnoliopsida; Fagales; Betulaceae. The record is from RefSeq and is a predicted model, not a curated record. Gene Ontology annotation, molecular function: protein binding.
GAUUCCAAAACCCUUCUCUCUUUCUCUCUCUCUCUCUCUCUCUGUCAGAAACCCUGUUAAAGGUAAAAUCUCUCUCUCACGAAAAUUGAUUUUAGCAAUUUUUAAUUUAAUUAGUUAUAGUUUUAAUAAUUGUCCACUAUAUAUGGCCAAUCCAAUUCACUGUUUGGUUGCUGAGAAACUGAAGGAAAACAAAAAGGAGUGCUAAUAUUUGAGGUGAUGCAUUUGUGAUUUUUUGAUAAACAACAUUAAGCUUGCAGCUAAAAUGCUACUCCAAUCUUAUAGACGGGUUAAAGUUUCUUACUCAAUUAAUGCAGGGGUUAAUUUUCCUUCUUGAGUCAAUUUCUUUCCUAUCGAGGAGGACUUGUAUUUGAGAAGUGUCUGGAAUUUGAAGAAAAUGGUACCUUUUUUUUGGGGGGGGAAUUUUUAACUAGUUUGUAUUAGAUGAUAAAUAGUUUGUUUUAGAUAUUUGAAGAGGAUUAGUAGGGAGUCUGUGGUAGUCAAAGCAAAUGGUACAUUUUCGUGUGGGUUUUAUUGUAUUUGUAUGAGUUUUUGAAUAGGGUGUUGGAGAAAGGGGGGAAAAUGUAUGGAAGAGCAGGGCUUGAAAGAUUUAGAAAAGCUCAGACAUUGGAGCCGUUCUCAGUUGCUUCUAAAUCAUCACACAAGCAAACAACAGAACCUUUGGUUUCGUCCAUCCACCCCCAACCUUCUCAUCAGGAAACCCCAUUCAAAAACCGGCUCCAUGAUCCUCAAAAACCCGUUGGACCUGAAGUCACGGUGCCAGCGGUGCCAGGGCUACAAGUGACUCAGGUCGGAGGGAGUCUCUCAACUUGGCAGCCUCCUGAUUGGGCAAUAGAGCCUCGGCCUGGUGUGUAUUAUCUUGAGGUGUUGAAGGAUGGAGAGGUCAUUGGUCAGAUUAAUCUGGAUAAGCGAAGGCACAUCUUUGGGAGACAGUUUCCAAUGUGUGAUUUUGUGCUUGAUCAUCCAUCUAUAUCACGCCAGCAUGCAGCUGUUGUUCCUCACAAGAAUGGAAGCAUAUUUGUGAUUGAUUUAGGGUCUGUUCAUGGUACGUUUGUUGCAAAUGAACGCCUGACAAAGGAUAAUCCUGUUGAGAUUGAACCGGGUCAGUCUUUGCGGUUUGCUGCAUCAACAAGAACUUAUAUACUGAGAAAGAAUAUCAAAGCUCUUUUUCCUCCUCCUCUGCAACCUGCAGAGAUCAAUCUACCUCCUCCUGAUCCAUCUAAUGAAGAAGCUGUUUUGGCUUAUAAUACAGCUCUCAAUAGGUAUGGUCUGGCCAAGCAAGAAUUAUCAGCCAAAUCUAGUGGGAAUUUGGAAAGCUCAUUUGAUAGGAAUGAUGACAGGCAGGGAUCCAGACCUGCCAAAAAGACUAGGAAACUAAGGGUUACUUUCAGAGAUCAAGUUGGAGGAGAGUUGUCUGAAGUGAUUGGCGUUUCAGAUGGUGCACAUGUUGAAACCGAACCUGGUCCAGGUGGUGUAAAAGAAGGAAGCCUUGUUGGUAAGUAUGAAUCACUUGUAGAGAUUACUGUUAUUCCAAAGGGGAAGGAACAGGGCUCAUCAAGGGAAAAAAGCAUCACCCAGAAAGGUGUUACUGAUAGAUUACAAGAAGUUUUGAACAAGGUCAAAUCAACUCCAAAAAGUAAUGCAAUUUAUGAUGAUCUUUACGGAGAAUCGUUUUCAGGUAAAGUGGGUUCAUCCUGGGCUUAUGCUUCUGUUCCUCCUGGUGAUGGACAACGUUCUUCAACAAAAGAUGGAGAAUUUUCUCGUGACUCAACUGGGAGAUCUAGUACAGGACAUGAUGAUGAUGAUGAUAAUGAUCUGUUUGGCGAUUAAUCAAGGUGCAAAGGUCCUGAAGAGGUUGACUAUUUUUUGGAGGCGUGUGGUUAAGUGAUAUAGUUUCAGUAUUAUCAGUUUAGGGGCAUUUGUGAAGUUAUAUUCCUUCUGCAUGUGAAAUAUCUCCUCGCUACAUUUUGCCACAGGGUUUGAAGCCCUUGUUCAGUACCUUGAAAGGAUAAAACAGAUUUUAUGAAGAAAGGCUUUAGUUCUAGUUGCCCUUUUGUGUAGCUGGUAAUUGUUCAUAGACUUGGUUACUUAUCAAAAAAAAAAUUGUUCAUAGACUUGGUUGAAUGUACGUAACUAGUUCUUCCA